GGUUGUUGCUCUUUCAAGGCCUGUCUGGCGGCUGCAGCUACGUUUACCUACGCGAAGAAGCCUGGCGGCGCUUUCUCCCACACAAAAGGUAUUGACUGUGCCAUUCAAUCAAAAUUAUGGGAUUAUUUGACAAACUAGCAGGCUGGCUUGGCCUGAAGAAAAAAGAAGUUCAUGUUUUGUGUCUUGGGUUGGACAAUAGUGGCAAAACAACAAUUAUCAACAAGCUGAAACCAUCUAAUGCUCAAACUCAAGAUAUUGUUCCUACAAUAGGAUUCAGUAUAGAAAAAUUCAAGACAUCAAGUUUGUCAUUCACUGUGUUUGAUAUGUCGGGUCAAGGUAGAUACAGAAAUCUCUGGGAACACUACUACAAAGAUUGCCAGGCCAUUAUUUUUGUCAUUGAUAGCAGUGACAAACUAAGAAUGGUUGUGGCCAAAGAAGAGCUUGAUACACUCAUGAAUCAUCCAGAUCUUAAGCAUCGAAGAAUGCCAAUUUUGUUUUUUGCAAAUAAGAUGGACCUCAGGGAUGCUGUGUCAUCUGUAAAAGUCUCUCACUUACUGACCUUGGAGAACAUCAAAGAUAAGCCAUGGCAUAUCUGUGCUAGUGAUGCUCUUAAAGGAGAAGGAUUGCAAGAAGGUGUAGACUGGCUUCAAGAUCAGAUCCAAGUAAUGAAGACAUGAAAAACCAAUGAGCAAGGAAAAUGUCGAUAUACAUGAGAAGCCUUGAAGAUAAGAACUGUUUUAGGUCUAUUUGUUUCCUUCUGCAGGCUUUUAUAAAAGCCCAUAAAAGGUAAAAUGUUUUUUGUAAGAAUAGCUCAUGUGCACAUUCAUGGUACUGAACAAAACUUAAGAUGUGAUCAUCUAUACAAUCUAACAAUUCGGGGUGGAUGGGUUGAGUUACAGGCCCAAGAAGAGACAACUUAUAGCAACAAUAUGGCUUCCUAAGAGCUUCUCAUUGUGUCUCCUACUGAAAAAAUGUACAUUUCGCUAAACCAUGAUUUUGUGAGAUAUGCACAAGGAGGAAGCUGCAAUGAACCUUGAUCUCACAUGCUCUCUCUUCCCCUCUCCAACUUUGGAAGUUUUUUCUGAAUCUGGUCGUUUUCAGAACUUGCCAGUUUCAAACCAUGGUUUCUAACCAGAAUUUGUUGUAAGCCAUGAUCCCUGCUCUGCAGAAGGAAGCAAAAACAAAACUAAAAGCUGCCAGUCAUCAGGGGAGAGAAGUUCAUACUGCCUCCUUUAUGAGGCUACAUGUCUUGCUAAACCAUGAUUUAGCAUGAUAUAUGAACUUGCCCAUUGAAUGGAUCUUUAUCAGAAUAGUUUUAUCUUGUACUCAAAAAAUAGCAAUACCAUUUUAUUUUUCCAUACCAUCUUUUAGUUACAUGUGAACUGUGUUUUUAUAAGCAAUUGUGGAUAUUUAUGAAUAAUUUGCUGUUGAUAUGUGCUGAAUUAUAUUAUGUUCUGGAACAGCUGAAACAAUAUUUUGAUAAAUAAAAUAAAUUAUAUCAU
This is a messenger RNA of Elgaria multicarinata webbii, 1502 nucleotides long. It is a transcript of the gene ARL6, whose product is annotated as ADP ribosylation factor like GTPase 6. Bases 117 to 677 code for a protein of 186 amino acids. NCBI's taxonomy places the organism in Eukaryota, Metazoa, Chordata, Lepidosauria, Squamata, Anguidae. The transcript is spliced from 8 exons. The record is from RefSeq and is a predicted model, not a curated record. Gene Ontology annotation, biological process: vesicle-mediated transport; intracellular protein transport; cilium assembly. Gene Ontology annotation, cellular component: cytoplasm; axoneme. Gene Ontology annotation, molecular function: GTPase activity; GTP binding.